AUGGUCAAACCUUUGUUUCAGGAGCAUGACUUUGGCAGCUCUACUGUAGAGGAUGGAUUGGAGAGGAGAAAGAUGACUCAGGGAAACCCAUUAGGAGACUAUGCAAUAGUCUGGGUGAGAGCUGAUGAAGACCUGAAUCAGGUUGAUGGCUGUGUGAGCAGAGAGACAAAUGUCAAAAGAGCCAGGGAUUAUUUGCACAAGACUGGAAGGUUUAUUGUGAUCGGUGGAAUUGUUUCUCCUGUCCAUGACUCCUAUGGAAAACAGGGUCUGGUAUCCAGCCGACAUCGUUUGAUCAUGUGCCAACUGGCUGUCCAGUCUUCUGAUUGGAUCAGGGUGGACCCCUGGGAGUGCUAUCAGGAUACAUGGCAGACCACCUGCAGUGUUCUAGAACACCACCGGGACCUAAUGAAGCGAGUGACUGGCUGCAUCCUUUCCAAUGUCAACACACCUUCCAUGACGCCGGUGAUUGGACAACCACAACAUGAGACACCCCAGCCCAUUUAUCAGAACAACAAUGUGCCCACUAAGCCCACUGCAGCAAAGAUCUUGGGGAAAGUGGGAGAAAGCCUGAGCCGAAUUUGUUGUGUCCGUCCACCCGUGGAGCGUUUCACUUUUGUUGAUGAGAAUGCCAACCUUGGCACAGUGAUGCGGUAUGAAGAGAUUGAACUUCGUAUCUUGCUGCUUUGUGGCAGUGACCUGCUGGAAUCCUUCUGCAUCCCUGGGCUCUGGAAUGAGGCUGAUAUGGAGGUGAUUGUUGGUGACUUUGGAAUUGUGGUGGUACCUCGGGAUGCUGCAGACACAGACCAAAUUAUGAACCAUUCCUCAAUACUCCGCAAGUACAAGAACAACAUCCUAGUGGUGAAGGAUGACAUCAACCAUCCCAUGUCCAUUGUCAGUUCCACCAAGAGCAGACUGGCCCUGCAGCAUGGGGAUGGACACGUGGUGGACUACCUAACCCAGCCCGUUAUUGACUACAUCCUCAAGAGCCAGCUGUACAUCAAUGCCUCUGGAUAG
Messenger RNA from Gracilinanus agilis (Agile Gracile Mouse Opossum), 1014 nucleotides. It is a transcript of the gene NMNAT2, whose product is annotated as nicotinamide nucleotide adenylyltransferase 2. The record is from RefSeq and is a predicted model, not a curated record. NCBI's taxonomy places the organism in Eukaryota, Metazoa, Chordata, Mammalia, Didelphimorphia, Didelphidae. Bases 1 to 1014 code for a protein of 337 amino acids. The transcript has 11 exons. Gene Ontology annotation, molecular function: nicotinate-nucleotide adenylyltransferase activity; nicotinamide-nucleotide adenylyltransferase activity. Gene Ontology annotation, cellular component: Golgi apparatus. Gene Ontology annotation, biological process: NAD+ biosynthetic process.